CGUUGUGCGCAUGCGCCGCCCGCGCCCGCCCCCGCCCUGGGCUUUGUUCGGGGUUGGGCGCCAUUUUGCGCGGCGGCUGAGUGAGGCGCUGAUUGGGUUUCGGGGGCCCGCGGCGGAGCCAAUCAGCGCGGGGCCCGAACCGGGGGAGCGAGGCACGAUACACAGGCUGAGGUGCGCCUUCCACCGUGCUGGAGCUGACCCGCUAUGGAGCAGUACACAGCAAACAGUAACAGCUCCACAGAGCAGAUCGUUGUGCAGGCUGGACAGAUUCAGCAGCAGCAGCAGGGUGGUGUCACUGCUGUCCAGCUGCAGACUGAGGCCCAAGUGGCAUCCGCCUCAGGCCAGCAAGUCCAGACCCUCCAGGUAGUCCAGGGUCAACCCCUGAUGGUACAAGUAAGCGGAGGCCAGCUGAUCACAUCAACGGGCCAGCCUAUCAUGGUGCAGGCCGUGCCAGGGGGUCAGGGCCAGACGAUCAUGCAAGUCCCUGUUUCUGGAACACAGGGGCUGCAGCAGAUUCAGUUGGUCCAGCCAGGUCAGAUUCAGAUUCAAGGUGGGCAGGCUGUGCAGGUACAGGGGCAGCAGGGCCAGACCCAGCAGAUCAUUAUACAGCAGCCACAGACUGCAGUUACUGCUGGCCAGACACAGACCCAGCAACAAAUAGCAGUGCAAGGACAACAGGUAGCACAAGCAGCUGAAGGCCAGACCAUAGUCUAUCAGCCAGUUAAUGCUGAUGGAACCAUUCUCCAACAAGUGACAGUCCCUGUUACAGGCAUGAUCACCAUUCCAGCAGCCAGUUUGGCUGGAGCACAGAUUGUCCAAACGGGAGCCAACACCAACACAACCAGUAGUGGACAAGGGACUGUCACAGUAACGCUGCCGGUUGCUGGAAAUGUUGUCAAUUCAGGUGGAAUGGUUAUGAUGGUACCUGGAGCUGGCUCAGUACCAGCUAUCCAGAGAAUACCUUUGCCUGGGGCAGAAAUGCUGGAAGAAGAGCCCCUCUAUGUAAACGCCAAGCAGUAUCACCGGAUCCUGAAGAGGAGGCAGGCACGUGCUAAGCUUGAAGCCGAGGGAAAAAUUCCCAAAGAAAGAAGGAAAUACUUGCACGAAUCUCGGCAUCGUCAUGCCAUGGCCAGGAAGCGGGGAGAAGGUGGACGUUUCUUCUCACCAAAGGAAAAAGACAGCCCUCAUAUGCAGGAUCCAACUCAGACCAAUGAAGAAGCAAUGACACAGAUGAUCAGAGUGUCCUAACUGCUGCUUAAAGAAAAAAUAUAACUGAGUAGGAUUCCUGUCCCCUCUGCAAGUCUCUCCUCUCUUUCCAGUGUAUCAAGCAAGUCUUUCAAUGGGACAUUCACCAUAUCACAGCCCAUCGUUUUCUACAGAACAAGCACCACGUUGUCAGUAUGUGGGUUGGGAUUUUAACUGCAGUUCACUCAACAGAAAAAAAACACUCAAACUUACUGACUUUCUUGGUAUACUCUUCUGAUCCAGCACAGGGAUUUCAGAGGCUGAGCAGUGCUCAUGCCUUUGUUUCCUUCUUUUAAACAUCUCUUGCAUUAAGAUUGGCCAUAGGUGAGAGUGUGCUGCUGACUCGGUGAUCAGCAAUAACUCUGGCAUGCUGAAGCAGGGGCAACAAAGACUUCUUGGAGUUAUGGCCCUUCUGUACAGAGACUUCAUCCAGCUUCUAGCAACCAGCACCAAUGUGGCUACACCACACAAAACUACUUUGUUUUCCUGCAGAAACUUGUUAUUUACAUCCACUCCUUACACCUUUGGACUUCACUGUCAACUGGACUGUUCCCUGUUGUUGCGUCUGCACUUCUGAACUGGCAGAAACUGAAGGGGCAUUCUUUUAAGUUCACCUUGUAAAAUAUGUAAAAAGCAAACUCUUCUCUGGGAAGAGUUCAGCAAUCUAAUCACCAUGAUAGAAAUAUUUCAUGAUCCCUGCAGGACUUGAUAUAUUGUGUAUCUGUUCCAAGAAGUAAGAUGGGAGAGGGUGAUGCGGGGAUAAGGAUUUAAUUGGUAACAGCAGUCUCUGGGUGGUUUUUGGUAUGUUUAUUGCCAGUAGUUGUUGCUUGGAAGAGAAGUGGGUGCUAGUAUAGAAAGGUUUAAAACUUUUAAGUGAGUCUCUUCCAAAGGAUUCCUUCUAACCUGCCCAUCCAGUGCGUGGUUCCUCCAAAAGACAUAAAAUGUGUGAUAGCACUUGACCAUCUUUGUGAUGGUGUUUCUUGAUGUCUGUUCUAAAUCAGUUCUACAGUUCUCUCAUUCUACAAGGAGUGAGGGAUUUUAUGGCAGCAGAAGCGUCGGGCGACCUAACUCGGCUCAUCCUGGUGUAACUGAGGAGCUGUUAAACACAGGAAGGCAGAUAUUGAUGAGCCUUUAGGCUUUUGAUAGACUGCCCUCUUUAAAUAAAAAACAAAGUGGC
This is a messenger RNA of Pezoporus flaviventris, 2422 nucleotides long. RefSeq names its product nuclear transcription factor Y subunit alpha (gene NFYA). The transcript is spliced from 10 exons. Bases 205 to 1248 code for a protein of 347 amino acids. Gene Ontology annotation, molecular function: DNA-binding transcription factor activity, RNA polymerase II-specific; RNA polymerase II cis-regulatory region sequence-specific DNA binding. NCBI's taxonomy places the organism in Eukaryota, Metazoa, Chordata, Aves, Psittaciformes, Psittacidae. Gene Ontology annotation, biological process: regulation of transcription by RNA polymerase II. The record is from RefSeq and is a predicted model, not a curated record. Gene Ontology annotation, cellular component: CCAAT-binding factor complex.